This is a messenger RNA of Ilex paraguariensis (yerba mate), 1251 nucleotides long. NCBI's taxonomy places the organism in Eukaryota, Viridiplantae, Streptophyta, Magnoliopsida, Aquifoliales, Aquifoliaceae. The record is from the annotation of a GenBank genome assembly.
CUCUCUCUCUCUCAUAACAUAACUACAUAAGUAUCACAGUUUCAAUCUCUUUGCCCCUUGCAACAACUUUGCAGGAUGCCCAGAUUUGGUUUGACCACAACCAUCAUCUCUUAACAUUUCUCUAUCUCUCUCUGCAUAAUACCCAAAUUUCCUUUAGCCACAACUGUCAUCUUUUUAACAAAAUACCUCUCUCUGUGUCUGGUGAAUUGGUUUAGACAUACCUACAUCUCUUGAACAAACUACGUACUCUCUCUCUCUCUCUCUCCUGCUAACAUGACACGCGAACACUUGCUGACUCUUCCUAGAACCAGUAGCUGCAAAACCAACAAUAAGAUAAUUCCCUCAAACUACACGAGAUCAUCAUCUCUCAACCCAGAAAUUUCAGAAAAUUUCAACGACAAACCACUCGUCCAAAAACGCACUCUUGGAAACUUCCAACGCCUAUCCAAAACCCGUUAUGGAGUCUCCGAUCUCAUCCGAUCAUUCCUCAACAUUUUCUCUCUCCCCGCCAUAAUAAUCCCCACCUGUCGAUGGCUUUCCAUACCAACCCAACUCUCAAUAACUCCUUCAUUAGGCCGUAAAGUCACCGGCACACUCUUCGGCCACAGGAGAGGUCACGUCAGCUUCGCCGUCCAAGACGACCCACGCUCUGAACCCGUUUUACUAAUCGAACUUGCGGUUUCAACAUCGACUCUAGUGAAGGAGAUGUCCUCAGGGAUGGUCAGAAUUGCAUUGGAAUGCGAGAAAGGCCGGCCGGAACGUGGCCGGCCGGCUAAAUUGUUCAACGAGCCAACUUGGACUAUGUACUGCAACGGAAGGAAGUGUGGGUACGCGGUGUCACGCGCGUGUAGUGAGUCUGACUGGCACGUUCUUAACACCGUCAAGAGCGUAUCGGUCGGUGCCGGAGUAAUUCCCGUGGUGGAGGACGGUGGUAAAGGUGGUGGUGGGUCGGAAGGUGAGUUGUUGUACAUGAGAGCGAGGUUUGAGCGAGUUGUAGGUAGUCGUGACUCGGAAGCUUUUUACAUGAUGAACCCGGACGGCAAUGGUGGUCCUGAACUCAGUAUAUUUCUGCUUAGAAUAUGAGGAAGAAGAAAGCUCUGUUGUUUGGAGGUGGUGUUUGGAUACAAGUGCAAGUCAGACAUGAAUGUGUUUGUGUUUAGUGACUUUGUAUUUUAUUUUGUAUGAUUAUGUACUUUUUAUCUUGUUUAUUUCUUGAUAUUUGACUUAGUUUUUAAUAGACAUGAAGGGAAC